This is a messenger RNA of Drosophila ficusphila, 1394 nucleotides long. RefSeq lists its product as uncharacterized. Bases 127 to 1368 code for a protein of 413 amino acids. NCBI's taxonomy places the organism in Eukaryota, Metazoa, Arthropoda, Insecta, Diptera, Drosophilidae. The transcript has 3 exons. The record is from RefSeq and is a predicted model, not a curated record.
UUCCACGCAAAUAAUUCUGUUAUCAAAAAACUUAUCACGCCGAUUUCGAGCAGGCCUUAAAACCUCGUUAAGAUUAUAUUCCCGAUUGAGGGAUAACACAACCAAAGUUUCCGCAAGCUGAACAACAUGGAGGCGGACAGGUUUCCAGAAAUCCGUAGCCUUUGUGACGUGGUUGAACCACACCUUUCGGGGGCCCGUCUUCUAAGUUAUCAGGCGAGCAGCCUGACACAGCCGGGCGACAACUACGGAAGCGUUCUCCUGGCAAUCCACGCCCAGCUGCAGCGUCCCGAAGGCGGGAUGUUCGAGAAGCAACUGGUGGCAAAGCUGCCUCCCACGGACCCCAAGUACUGGCAGUUCUUCCAGCCAGAGCGGACCUGCCCCACAGAGAUUGCCGUCUACAAGGUCUUGGCCCCCGCCCUGACUACGCUCCAAGACGAGGCUGGCAUCCCAGUGGAGAGCCAGUUUAAGGGCUUCCCUCGCUACUUCGGGUCUCGCGUGUCCCUCGUUCCCAGUUCCGGCAGGGUGGAUCAGAACGCCGUGCUGGUGCUGGAGAACGUGCGCCAGAGCGGCUUCCUGCCCGGCCGGAGGCUGGUGCCCUUCGACCUGCCCCACACGCUGCUAGCCCUCCGCUCCAUGGCGCAGUUCCACGCCCUGCCCCUCGCCCUGCGACUGCUCAAGCCCGAAGUGUUCCGCGAUCAGGUGCAGCCCUUCUUCAGGAAGUUCGAUUGGCAUGCCGCAGCCCCGGAGUGGAAGAAGGUGAUGAAGGCGGAGACCCUGGAGGACGUCCGACGGGCAACCAACGACAACUCUGAGCUGGUGGCUCGUGUAGCGGAGUUAGCGGACGAGUUCUUUGAGUUCCUGGCCGCGGACCCGGACAGACCUGACGGACCAUUCACCAGCAUUAUCCACUGCGAUUUCUGGAUCAACAACCUGAUGUUCUCCUACGAGCCCUCAGGAACACCCAACGGGCUGAAAAUCAUCGACUUCCAGACGGCACAGUACGACUCCGUGGUACAUGACAUAAUCUCGUUCCUGUUAUCUAGCGUUGAUACGGCUAUCUUGGAGAUACACUUCGAACACAUGUUGAGCGCCUACUACGAGGCGUUCGAGUGUUGUCUGCGCCGCGUGGGAGCUAAACUGGAGACUCACACUUACGAGGCGUUCCGAGAGGAGGUGAAGCGGGUGGCGUACAUCCAAGUGCCCCACGCAAUAUUCAUGACGCGCUUUAUUUUGGCCGAUGGCGCACCCAGCGAAGCGGAGGAGAGCCGCCCGCUUCCGGAUGUGCUGAAGAGUCCGGGGUCAGAGCGCAUAGCCCACAAACUAAGCCAGAUUUUGAACCUGGCCCAAAAGUUUGAAAUUUUGCACUAGGCAAUAAAUUGAUUCGUAAUUGCCAA